AUGGAAUUAAUUUUACUUAUAAUUUGUUUUCUUGUUACUAUUAUAGUUCUAUCUUUAUUUUUGGGAUUCAUAGUAUUUAGUAAAUCUCGGGCUUUUCGAAAUGAGUAUAGGCCUCAUGAACGGGCAUGUCAAAAAAUGUCAUCAUUAAAAAAUACCAAAGUACCUUCUAGUGAUGAUGUUGAAGUUGCUCGGGAUAAUUCUUCAUGUCAAAAUCCACCAUUGGAAUGUAUAAAAGUUGAAUCAUUGGAGCAUAUUGAAAAAGUAAAAUCAUCAAAUGAACCAGUUGACAUUUCUUUGUUAGAGAGCUUAGACAUUUUACAUCUUGGUAAUUUAGAUACAUUAAAAAUGCAUAGAAGUUAUUCUGAUCAAUGUUUUCAUAUAUCAUCUUACCUUAUGAAUUUUGAAUUUCAAGAUGAUAUUCAACAUCACUUAAGUUCAACGAGGAAAAACCCCCUUUCUCAACCAUCUACUAGGGGUAAACCAAAAUUAAGGAGAUUCAAUACUUUUGGAAAUAGUUCUAUAGAUUUUCAAUCCUCAUUUAUUAAAGAAUUUGAAGCUGACAUUCAAACUAGGCUAUGUUCAACUAGAAGAUCUUCAGCAUCAUCAAUUCCACAAUAUGAUUGA
This is a messenger RNA of Strongyloides ratti, 624 nucleotides long. RefSeq lists its product as hypothetical. NCBI's taxonomy places the organism in Eukaryota, Metazoa, Nematoda, Chromadorea, Rhabditida, Strongyloididae. The transcript is spliced from 2 exons. The record is from RefSeq and is a predicted model, not a curated record. The coding region runs from base 1 to 624 and encodes 207 amino acids.